AUGACUCCCGACUCUGAGCUUUUCGGGUCUAUGAGCCGUGCCCUCCUAGGGCUUGCAUUGGCCCAGCCUUGGUCUUGGUGUCUUGAUUGGAUUUCUGGUGUGGCCGGUCUUAGAGGGACGAGCCGGCUUCACAUACCGGCUCCUUUCAUGAGCCUCGGCUCCCGUGUGGCUGCCCUUGAACGUGAGGUGGCCGAGCUUCGUGCCGCUGUCGCCCGCCUGGCGGCUCAACUUGAGGACUCCGAGGCCUCUUCCUUUGACCUUGUGCCUGCCAGUCCCGGCGUGCCCGGCCCUUCUGUGCGACACUCCGUUCUGCCUCGCCUCCUCAACCUCCUCCCGCGGCGGCGCCGCUUGCAGAGAGAUCGGGCUGUUCCUCCGACGGUGCCUGAGCGGCGAACACAGGGGUUUGGGGACUGCAAGCAGCUUGUGAAAGUCGGGUCCGACCUCGGGCUCAGCGUGUGUAUCGGCUUGCCCGCCAGGGGAGACUACGACGGCGAUCCCGUCACAGCUCGCGACGCCCUUGCUGCAGGCGACGAGGCUAUCACUGUUCAAGCGCUUGUGGUGAGGGAGGUGGAAGGGAAGCUUGUGUUGGCUGUGGCGGCUGCAGAAGUUGCUGCCUGCUCCGCCGACGACCGAGGGGCGGCUGUCGAGGGCUUUGCUUUACGAGUUUGGUUCGGCCUGGUGGAGCCUGCGGCCGAAAGCGCUCUGGAGAUUUCGGAGGAGCCUGCUUCCGUGAGCUUCGGCAAUUUGCCAGGAGGCGGGCCCGCUUUUCCUUUUGUGCCGGCCCUUGUUGCUGCUGUGAACGACAGCUACGCUUUUGCUUCGGCCGAAUCCGCGGAGCCUGGCUCCCUUGGCUGCUCGGCUCGAUCGUCUGGAGCGACUCCUGUCCAACUUGCCAGCUGCACAGGCUCUUUGGAUCCUUCUGUGGCGGCUGCUGCGAAAGCCGCGGGGGUCCCUCCUGCCACCUUAGCCGAGUUCGAGAGUCCGAAGCAGAGGUUCUGGAGGAGGAAGAUGGGGACGGCCCUGCCAACGUUGUCUGGGUUGCCGGGCCAAAGCUCCAAGGCCGAGACCAGCCAGGCAGAGCUGUUUGCAACGGCUAUGUUCAGGAUGAUGGAAGGCUACUCUCCAGGUCAGGCGGCCAAGGGCUCAGCCUUGGAUCGUGCCUUGGACGGCGUCGGAGGUGGUACGGGCGAGGUCGCGGGCCUGCCUUCUGGGAGGCGGAACGCCUCGGCUCGACGAGCACUUCGGGAGGCACUCAUUACCUCCCCUGCCGACAUUUCAUCGGUGAUAGAGCGGCUGAUGCAAGAGGACAUGGCCUCCUCCGUGGUGGGGGUGGGCAUGGUCCAGCAGACCAGUGCCAGGGCUUGGCUGGAGCAUCGGUCCCGAGUCGGGCCGUUUCCCACGGCGAUGAAUUUGGCAUGGUGCGCAGCGGGUGCAUUGGAUGCACUGAAGGCAGGCCUCGUGGAGCAAACUCGUGCGAGGCUCAAUGUCAUGCUCAUGGUCAUCGACCAGGAGCAUUCCAGCAGCAGCUCCUCCAGCCUGGCGUACUCAAGGGAGCAGAUGGAUUUUUCAGAGCGCCGGCAGAAGCUUCAAAAAGGGCAGGCUGCCAAUACGAAUCAAGAGACUCCGGCCGAGACCGCCGACGGAGCUGCAGCCACCCCGGCGCGCCCCGCCCGUGUACCAGGGGAUCGCGCUCCUUCGUUUUCCGUGCCUGGGCUGCUGAAUUCCCUGCCUCGCCUACUGCUUUCAAAGGCCGGCCUUUUUGCUCGUUUUCUCCGCAACAUGUUCGAUGAGGGGCUGCAACCUGCCUCUACGCCCUCGGUGUGGCCUUGCCCUUUGCCUUACCCUGAGGUUUUCCGCCGACCGUGCGGGCACGACAGUUGGAAGCUCAUCCUGCUGAACCUUUGUGUCGCCGUCCUGUCCUGGUUGUACCUCGGCAAGCCGGUGUCGUGCCCCCGCGAAAUCAGGGCUGGGGCAAAGCUCAACAGGUGCCAAGCUGAAACGGUGAAGCGCCUGCGGGCCGCUCUCUUUGGCGACUUUUUUCCUUUGAAGUUUUCGGCCGGCGAUCUUGGCCGGCGCGCUGCCAAGGUCGAAGGUCACUGUGAGGUGUUGGGUGCCCUUGCGAGAGCCGCUUCUUCUUUGGCCUCAGCCUUCGGCGGGUACCUAGGCCCCACUUCUCUCGCGUCUUCUGUUGCUGCACAGCCUGCCGCGGCCGUCGGAACCUUGCCGGGCCUUCCUGCCACCAAUGCUCGGCCAAUCCAGGCUGAGGAGCGGCUGUUGCUGCACCGUGCCCUGGCUGACUCCGAGCGCGUUGUGAUCUCAACUCACCCGCCUGGGCGAGAAUCCUUCGGUGCAGGGUUGUUCUGUGUGCCGAAGUCGGCCGAGAAGGACAGGUGGAUACUUGAUGCCCGGCCGGCGAAUUGCCUCGAAAAAGCCUGCUCCAGAUGGACCCGAACCCUAGCCUCAGCCUGUGCGGUCUCUUCUGUGAUCCUUGCACCGGAGGAGGCGCUGUUGAUAGCAGGGGCAGACCUGAAAGACUGUUUUUAUCAAUUCGUGGCACCGCCGGGCCGGAUCAGGCGAAACCUGCUCAACGACUCGCUCUCCCAUGAGGAGGCUGCUUUUGUGUUUCGGGUCCCCGUCUCGGCUUUCAGUGCCGGGCCCGCCCGUGUUCAUGUCGCCUUCUCCAGCCUGGCUAUGGGCGACUCGUCGGCAUGCGAAUUCGCCCAAUGUGCCCACUUGGGUGUGUGCCUCCGCGGCCGUGCUGUUCCUCCGGGCGAGCUGUUGGUGCAUGCUGUGGCUCCGCCGAGGGGCUUGCUGAGCGUCGGGCUGGUCAUCGAUGACCUCAUUUUCCUCGAGAGGGCCCUCGCCACCGACUUGCCCGACAUCAGAGCCAAGAGGACCAAACCGGUUGGCCGCGCCAGGCUCGAAGCGGCCCUCGAGGCCUACCGAAAGGCCCCGCUUACCGUCAGUGAGGAUAAGGUUUUCUCUGAUGCCACCAAGGGCUCUUUCUGGGGGGUGACGGUGCAUGGCGAGAGCGGUUGGGUGAGACCGAAUCCCGAGAGGCUCUGGCCCCUCGUGCUGAUCACGAGCCGUGUGCUGCAGCUUGGCCUGUGCACUGCCCAGCUCCUUGAAAGCUUGGUUGGGUCCUGGCUGUCGGUGUUCCUCCUCCGAAGGCGGCUGCUGGCUAGCAUGGUGCAUGUUUUCACCGCCGUGCGAGGUUUGAAGCCUCUCGGCUCUGCCACCCGUGCCUGCCUCAGCAACUUCCCCUGCCGUCAGUUCGUGUGCAAAGGCGGGCUCCCCGAUUUGUCCCGACCCGGAGCUCUGGACUUGUUCUGCGGAGCUGGGGGUGUCGCUCGGGCUCUACUUCGGCAUGGCUGCCCCUGGGUGUUGACUUUUGACCUGCACCGGGCUGCAAGCGAGGAUUUGACUGACCCUGUUCUGCAAAGGUGCCUCCUCUCUUUGGUCAAGGAUGGAGCGUUUCUCGUUGUCGGUGCUUCCCCUCCGUGCUCUUCCUUCAGCCGCGCAACUGCUACGCCCACGCGCUCUGCCGCACAGCCUGAGGGUCUCGACCACCUUGCCCCGACUGCGUUUGCCAAGGUCGCCCGCGACAACCGUUGGAGUGUCUGGCUGCUCCAGGUCAAAGCCGCCGCCGCUGAAGCCGGUGCCCGCUACUGGUUUGAGAACCCUGACCUUUCUUUCCUGUGGCGUAUGCCUGGCUGGGAAACCGUGCGGGUGCCCCUGGCGCAAGAGAACCAGGAUAGCAACGAAUACUUCGUUGGCUGGUGCGCGGCUCCUGUGCCCCGCGGCCGGCCACCACAGACUUCGCGGCUACUCGAAUCCCACCGUAAGCCUUGCACUUUGGUGGCUCGGCAUUUUCCACGUGGACUUUGUGAGCUGCUGGCUUUGUCUUUGUGCGCCGGUGCCGGUUGGACUGAGGACCGCGCGCUUGACCCCUCUGCCUGUGCCAAGCUCCCGUUGAACUGUCGCAUCGGCGAGGCCUCUCACCCUGGUCCGAGGCAGCCAUCUCGCCGUCCUCCCGUGCCCGGUGGUCUUUCCGGGGCCCCCUUGCACUCUGCCACGUCCUCCCGGCUCGGGUUUCUUGCCUGGGCCGCUUUCCUCAAGUGGGUGCACGGCCACGUCCUCUCCUCCGACCCUGUGUCGUCGUUCGUCGUUUGCCCCCCGCUUUUAGCCAUGGCCCUCCGCGCUUAUGGUGAUUUUCUGUAUCAAACUGGAGGCUCGCUGCAGAACUUCAGGUACACCAUGGUCGCGGCACAACGCCUUACUUGGGGAAUGAAGGGCCAGCUUGGGCCCGCCUGGGAGAUGGUGUCGAGAGCAGCCGGUGGUGCAUCGUACACGUGCGAGCGAUGGAUUGGCGAGGUGAUCAAGACGAGACGGCGGUCCUUGCUUCUGCCCAGCGACCACAUGGGUGGCUUUUGUGCUAUCUUCGUGAAGCUGGAAAGGCCCAAGACCGCUGGGAGAGGCGGGCCUCGUACUCAGCACUUGCGUGUCGAUUUUUCGACAGCGGUCGAGCUGGUUAGCUGCGCGGUCGCUGGACUGGAUUGGGAUGACCCUGUUUAUCCUUUCGGCCCCGCCGUUUACAGACGCCGAUGGGACAUGUUGCUGGGUUUACUGGGCUUGGACCGCUGCGAGCUGACGCCUGGCGGUUUGCGUGGUGGCGGUGCCGUUUGGGCCUACCACCACGGCACCGCCAUUGCUGAUAUUCAGUGGCGCAUGCGCUUAAAACACCAGCAUACAUUGGUUCACUACCUUCAGGAAGUGGCCGCCCUCAACGCGCUCCUUGAUGCUGGUGCUGACUCCCGCGUGCGCCUUCGGCAAGUAGCGGAGCUCUUUCCUUUUGUGGGUGCUUAG
Symbiodinium necroappetens is the source of this 4866-nucleotide messenger RNA. NCBI's taxonomy places the organism in Eukaryota, Dinophyceae, Suessiales, Symbiodiniaceae. The record is from the annotation of a GenBank genome assembly.